ACGUCAUUAGAAUCAUAGUCCGCCAUCUUUGAAAGCGUGCGUAUCUACAAGGAAACAAGAGCCUAAUAUUUUCACGAUUUUUAGAUAUAUAUACAACAAUUUAACAAAAUGCCUAGAGGAGGAAGAAGAAGCAGUGGACGAUCUUCGUCCCCGAUGUUUAGUAAGCCCGCUCCAAAGCCAUCUGUGCCCGCGACGAGACAGGCAAGCUCAGUAGCGCCUCAACCAUCGUCACAGAUGCAGCCAAAGCAACCAGGCUUGUUCGGCCAAAUGGCCUCUACUGCUGCAGGAGUCGCUAUUGGCUCUACUGUGGGUCAUGUGAUUGGUGGAGCACUGGUUGGGGGAGGGGGGCAUGGCUCAGAAGAUGCCGCCCAGCAGCAACAAGUGUCACCUUACCAGCAGCAGGCUGCGCCAUAUCAGCCACAGAUGUCACAAGGCCAACAGCAAAAUCCAUGCCAGUACGAACUUCAGCAAUUUGUUGAGUGUGCACAGAAUAACAGUGAUAUGAACAUGUGCCAAGGGUUUAAUGAGGCUCUCAGACAGUGCAAGCUUUACAAUGGCCUGGCAUAGAGAGUCAACAGAAAUACAAAUAGUCCAGCCGCAAGCAAAGCAAGACCUUCUUGGUGUGAAUCAGGACUCUGAGGAAAUGGCACUGUUGGUUAAUUGUUGAAGGGAUGGUUGGUGAAUGGGGCAGGGUUUUUUUUAUUCAGAGCAUAUGUUGAUUUUUGUUUAAAGCUGGUUUUGUAAGUUUCAGGAACUUUUUUCUUUGCCUUAAUAUCAACUGACUGCUUUAUUUAUAUGAUAUGAAAAUAAAAACAGAUUUAUAUUCAAA
Molecule: messenger RNA, 829 nt
Organism: Nematostella vectensis (starlet sea anemone)
Lineage: Eukaryota; Metazoa; Cnidaria; Anthozoa; Actiniaria; Edwardsiidae
Product: coiled-coil-helix-coiled-coil-helix domain-containing protein 2
Exons: 3
Coding region: 109-567 (152 amino acids)
Biological process (GO): mitochondrion organization
Cellular component (GO): mitochondrion; nucleus
Source: RefSeq, a predicted model, not a curated record